Molecule: messenger RNA, 378 nt
Organism: Racocetra persica
Lineage: Eukaryota; Fungi; Glomeromycota; Glomeromycetes; Diversisporales; Gigasporaceae
Source: the annotation of a GenBank genome assembly
AUGGUCAACGAAGACGAGUUUUAUGUUCGCUAUUACACCGGUCAUAUGGGCCGUUACGGCCACGAAUUUCUUGAAUUUGAGUUCCGUGCCGAUGGAAGGUGUCGUUAUGCUAACAAUUCAAACUAUCGGAAUGAUAGUCUAAUAAGAAAAGAAAUGUAUGUUAGUCCUUUAAUGAUGAAAGAAUUGAAACGAGUCAUUCAGGAAAGUGAAGUCAUGAAAGAAGACGAUCAACGAUGGCCAAAAAAGAAUGUUGUUGGACGACAGGAACUUGAAAUUCGGUUGGGCAAUGAACACAUUUCAUUCGAGACAGCAAAAAUUGGGUCACUUGUUGACGUACAAGAGAGUGAUGACCCUGAGGGUUUACGUAAUUGUUACUAA